Fusarium oxysporum Fo47 is the source of this 835-nucleotide messenger RNA. Its product is annotated as Alpha/beta hydrolase fold-1. The transcript is spliced from 4 exons. Bases 215 to 835 code for a protein of 206 amino acids. Lineage: Eukaryota; Fungi; Ascomycota; Sordariomycetes; Hypocreales; Nectriaceae. The record is from RefSeq and is a predicted model, not a curated record.
AACUCCCGCAGCUCUGAUGUCCCUGUAUUGACGUGAUUUUGUGACUCCGGUGCAUGAAUCUGAAAAUGCAUCAAUGCCAAACAUGUCAUUCGGCCACAGGCUAUCGAAUUGGAGCUUACGUCAGAACAGCAAGGCCCAGAGCCUUAUAAGAGCAUACGAGCAGGAAUAUCAUGAGAGAGAAUGAUUCCCAACAGAAAUCGAUUGACAUCGUACAAUGGCUCCUACAAUCUUCAUCGUUCCUGGGUUCUAUGAAGCCCCACGGUCUUCCAACCUCUCGCCGACAGCCUCAAUGGACGAGGCUUCAAAACACCCAAACAUGGAUGAUGAUAUCGCGAACAUCGCCAAGGACCUUGCUCCUGUCGUUGAGGAAGCAGGUGAUGAAGGCGUCGUUGCAGUCAUGCACUCAGCAGGUGGCUUUAUUGGGAGCGGUGCCCUCAAACGCCUGAAUUCUCAAGCCAGGCAGGAUUCUGGUAAGGCUGGAGGUGUGAAGAAGAUCAUCUUCAUCACAGCUGGGGUGGCACCUGAGGGCUAUGAACAAGGGCCAAUGGAGUUCUUUGACUACCAUGAGUCAAACGACGAAGAGGCCAGCGAGUGGCUUCCAGGUCUUCAACAUCAAGCUGACAGAGGUUGGGCGACCAAGGUUCAGUACUGCGGUUGGAGAGAGGUACCAAGUGUCUACAUCAUCUGCGAGGGGGAUAGGAUACUACCUGUUGAGCUGCAGGAAAGUUUCGCGGGUCUGGCAGGCAGUGAGAUUAUGAAGGUUGAUGCUGGACAUAUGGUUCAGUUGAGUCAGACUGAAAAGGUGGCCGGCAUCAUCGCUUCACACGCGAAUUAA